Messenger RNA from Neurospora tetraspora, 1272 nucleotides. RefSeq lists its product as uncharacterized. NCBI's taxonomy places the organism in Eukaryota, Fungi, Ascomycota, Sordariomycetes, Sordariales, Sordariaceae. Bases 131 to 997 code for a protein of 288 amino acids. The record is from RefSeq and is a predicted model, not a curated record. The transcript is spliced from 2 exons.
ACGUUCCUUGAGCCUUGGUGUGCUGUUUCUGUUCCCAUUUUCUUUCUAGGCGUAGAAUAAGCCCACCUCCGCAUCGGCUCUCGCUCGCUGUUCUCACCUGUUUCUGCGAGUACAAGUCCAACCAGUGACCAUGCAUCAUCCACUCUCCCUUCGAUUCCUCGCCAACCUCACCGUUACCAUUCUCCUCGCCUCCAACCUUGUCUCUGCCUUCCAUGUUGGAGAUCUCCUUCACACCUUGCGAUCGCUGAAAGACGCACCAGCCGGCAGCGUGGCUCUCAAUGCCCGCAGCUCAAACCUCACCGCUCCCGCUACCGUUUCCAACGGCACUACUGGCUCCUCCCAUCCUGACUCGACGGAAGCAAAAGAAGGCAGACUUGGCCUGGGCGGUCUGUUGCAUAACAUCUUCGAUCGACACGACAAGCCCAGCACCAGCACCACUCUCAAUAUCCGGGGCUCGAAUGGCACCGUAACUCCCGCCGGAGUUUCCAACGGCACCACUCCCAGCGGUGUCUCUCACCCAGACUCCAAAACCGAAGGAGACCAUGGAUUCCUUGGACUUGGCGGUCUUCUUCACAAGAUCUUCAACCGCGAUGCCACGCCCAUCACCAUCACCACCCUCAAUAUCCGGGGCUCGAAUGGCACCGUAACUCCCGCCGGAGUUUCCAACGGCACUGUUUUCACCAGCUCUUCCCACCCGGAUGCAGCAACAGAUAAGGGACAGGGGCUCGGACUCGGGGGUCUUCUGAACAAGAUCUUUGGCCGCUCUAACCCUGUGCCCGUGCCUGUCGAGCCUGAGGAUGUUGACGAGGUUGACGGCGAGGUUGGUAUGCUUAUGAGUCUUAACCGCCGUGCCGAAAGGGACGGAGAGAAAAGGCUGAGCCGUGAGGAGAGGAGAAAGAACCGGGAGAAGAGGCGUGUGAGAAGGGCCAUGUCGGCUGCAACUGAGGCUGAGAAGGAGGAGAGGCAUGUUGCUCGCUCCAGAGCGUUUCGGGGGUGAUGAUGGUUGCUAGUUGUCGGACAAGCCAAGAUGAGCUUCCGCUAUGUUGUUGAUAUUUUAUAGACCGUGCUGGAUAAGAUUAGAUGGUAUACCGGGAUGAAGGGUUUCGUGUCGCUAGCCAUCCAUCAAUCAACGAAGCCCAUAUUAGCAGAGCGCCGAACCCCAUGUCCCACUAGUAUCUCGUGAGUCUUUCUCAUUGUCAGGCCAGAUGGUCUGCUGUGCCGCUGACAACACAACUCUGAAGAUCAGCAAUGGGCAGGACACUCUUCCAGCUA